UGCGAGUCCGAUAAAAGACAGAAGUUGAAUUUGCUUGCCCUUCACUCCAUCAGUUUUAUAGAUUGAAAGGCUAAUGCAAGUGUAAUUAAAUUCGUAAUGAAGUAUUUUAUUUCACAAUUCAAACUGCAGGUGAAACUGAACAACCAUCAGGAAAAUGAUUGUUUCCUCGAGUCGUUAGUUACCAGCAUCUCUAGGAUACUCUGUUUCACAAAGCUAAACCAUAAUGGUAAAGCAAUGGACGCAGCAUUCUCAACUCCGCACUGGUUAACAAAAGCAAAAGAAGCAGUUGAGAAUUCAAAGGAGUGGAAAUGCUUCACUGCCGAGCUGUUUGAGGUGCUGCGGCAGCAGCUUGCAGAGAGCUCUGUGAGCAUGUUCUCUGAUCUCUGCGAAGCUGAGAAGGCCCUGCUGGUGGAGAGAGCUGCCAAAGCGGCAUGCGCUGGAAGGCCCCAUGCGGAUGUAGUUGCUCACAUCUCUGCAGUCCUGGAAGAUGCUUUGAGCUACCAUGUGGCCACCGAGAUGCAGGAGAGACACACUGUUCCAUCAAAGACAGACCUUUUCCAGAGUCAUGCCCGGAACGGCAUGGUUUAUCUUUUAAACAAGUGGCCAGACAUGAAGAGCAAGCUGACCAUUCUUUUCAACCACCCUUUACCCAUGGAACUCAGGGAGGUAGCCUGGAAACUGUAUCUCUCCAAUACCAAAGCCCAGCUGGAUUACUUGAUGGCUGCCUCUGUGAACCAGGAAAGGUCCAAACGAGACUUGGACAUUUGCCUGCAGUGUGACUCACUUUUUUCCACAGGACCCAUGUUCCACAAUCUCAGCAACAAUGAGUUAGCCAUUAAAGUGAUGAAAAAGGUCCUCUCCUACUACCACCGAGUUCAGCAGCUGAAGAGUGCGCUUCCAGAGGCUGACUGCCUGUUGCUGGUGCCUCUGCUGGAGGUGGCGCUGGCCCGCUCCUCUCCCUCCACCUCUGCACACUCGGUGGCCACUCUACUGGUGCAGCAGUAUCUCACUUUCAUGAAUUCUCGUCCUGGGACAUGUUCCGGAACUGAAAGUGGUGAUACUUUUGAGGAAGUUGCUUCAAUGCUUAACCAAAAAGACAAAGAGCUUGCAUGUGUAAUAAGGAGGGUGAAUUCACCAAAAGAUGGUCAGAUAAAAGACCCGCUGCUUAAAGGUGUGAAGGAGAUCCUGCAGCCUAUCAUUCAAGUCUUUUUUGUUGGUUACUUGGACCUGCCUGCCCUGCUGUAUGUUUGGGAUCAGUACAUUAUUGGACUGGACAGCCCCCUGUACAAGUGUCUUCCAGCGUUUGCCUUUGCGUUUCUGGUGCUCCUGAGGGAGCACUUCCAGGGCUGCAGCACCAGCUCUGAGAUGACAGAGGUGACAAGAUCUCAAGGACACAAGCUUUCAGUGGCCCAGUUACAGAACAUCAUAAACAUUUUUUUUUAUGAAGAUUUGUUCAGUAAAUUAACGCAAGACAAGGUACAAUGUUUUCCUGUUCUGGAUCCAACUCAAGCUUUCCUCCCUCCAUGGACUAAUUUGUUAAGCAGCAAGUUAACCAUGAGAACAAAGCCUUGUGACAGACGACAAGCUAGGGAAAUAAGAGAGGCACAGAGUGCAGCUGAAACAGAGAGAAAGAAGCAAGCUCAGCACCAGAAGCUUAUGGAAGAGGCAGAAAUCAGGAUAGAGCAGCUGAGGCUACAGAGGGACUUAGAAGAGACCAGACGCAUUAGUAGAGAACAGAGGGCUCACCUGGAGGAACAGCUGGCUCAGGAACGGCAGCGGCACUAUGAGACUGAAAAGACAGCUAAAGAGCGUAUUGACCAGUUACAGGCUGAAGCCAGAAGCAUUCAGGAGCAUAAACCGCUCAUUAAAGAGACAGAAGGAAGCUUUGGAACCCCACCUCCACUGACUGAGUGCCAAAUAGAUGCUCAGGACAGUUAUGGUCCAGUUCCAGAACAUCAUAGAACACCACCGCCAACAGCAGAUGCAAAAGACAUAGCAUCAAGCCAGAAGGAUACCCUGACCAUUAAUAGAACUGUUGAGGGUGUGGCGGCAGAUCUUCUUAAGAGCCUGGUCCAGUCUGCUGGUACAAGAUUCUAGAAGGAGAUCUUUGUGAAAACUGAAAACUCUCAAAUGCAAGACCAUAACCUUGGAGGUGGAGUGGACCCCCACCCCCCCACUUUUUUUAAUUGUAUCUUUUCUUGAGAUUAAAUAGAGGAUACCCUUA
Molecule: messenger RNA, 2224 nt
Organism: Anguilla anguilla (European eel)
Lineage: Eukaryota; Metazoa; Chordata; Actinopteri; Anguilliformes; Anguillidae
Exons: 18
Coding region: 97-2097 (666 amino acids)
Source: RefSeq, a predicted model, not a curated record